This is a messenger RNA of Pyrus x bretschneideri (Chinese white pear), 1340 nucleotides long. Its product is annotated as protein TIFY 9. The transcript has 5 exons. Gene Ontology annotation, biological process: regulation of defense response; response to wounding; regulation of jasmonic acid mediated signaling pathway. Gene Ontology annotation, cellular component: nucleus. Bases 86 to 865 code for a protein of 259 amino acids. The record is from RefSeq and is a predicted model, not a curated record. Lineage: Eukaryota; Viridiplantae; Streptophyta; Magnoliopsida; Rosales; Rosaceae.
CCAAACAUCCCCAACCCCAACAUUCCUCCAAAUUUCAAAUUCCAAACCAAACUCUUUCAAGCAAUUCAACAAACACCUUCUAAACAUGUCCAGACCCACCGUUGAGCUUGAUUUUUUCGGCAUGGACCAGCACCACCGCGAUGCCCCCUCCUCCUCCUCCUCCUCCAAAUCCCAGUUCCAGAAAUUUCUCCACCGCCCCAAAAGCUUCCGAGGCAUUCACACCGCCAUGUCCAAGAUCAAUCCCGAGGCCUUCAAAUCCGUCAUCGCUUCCGGCGAUGCCAGCCCCAGUGUUCCAAAUCCGGGGAAAUCGUUUUCGGUGCCGUCGAGCCCCAAGGCGGAGCAAGUCCCGUUUUCCUCGUUGCCGCUCUAUGUUCCCACCGGCACUUCCGUCUCUUCUUUCACGGCUGCUGCUUCCGAGAGCCUUCAGGAAACGAAGCCGCUGACGAUUUUCUACAACGGUACCGUUUCUGUUUUCGACGUCCAUCGUGACCAGGUGGAUGGCAUAUUGAAGCUUGCCUUACAAGGAAACUCCGGCAAAGCAGCAGAGGCAUCGGUAGCCGUCGAUCCAAAACUUGCUUUUCAUCCAAGCGAGCAGCAUCAGACUCAGCAGCUUGUGGAUCCUCGUGACAAGGUGGAUAGCAUAUUGAAGCUUGCCUUAGAAGGAAACUCCGGCAAAGCUGCAGAGGCACCGGUAGCCGUCGAUCCAAAACUUGCUUUUCAUCCAAGCGAGCAGCAUCAGACUCAGCAGCUUGUGGAUCCUCUUAGCGGAUAUCUACCAAUUAGUCGCAAUAAGUCAUUGCAAAGGUUUCUUGAGAAACGCAAAGAGAGGAUGAAUUCGGGAUCUCCAUAUGCCUGCCAAACCUAAUUAUUGACAACCAGCAAAAGUAGGAGGAGGAGGAGACGUGUGUCGCAGAUGACUGAUUCCAACUUGCCUUAGGAAGCAAAGUACUCAUUUUAGUAGAAAGCGAAAGUUAAGACCGACAAUAUAGUAGCAUUCUCUAUAAUGUUUUCCUCGUGAAGGGGGCAAUAGCAAAAGCACUAGUCCUAUCUGAAAAGCACUUCUUGUUAAAAUCUCUUUGCACGUUUUAGCGAUGGCCGUGACUCCUUAGGGCAACCUAAGCUUAGCUGGGAGUACUUCCUCGAACUUCCAGGUGGCCUUCUAAUGUGGAUUAUCUGAGACCAUUUUUUAUUUGUAAAUUAUUAUUAUUAUUUAUUAAUGUUAGCAUUGAAUUUGGUGGAACCAUGUGUUUUGGUUUCCAUUGGAAUCAAUUCACCUUGUUUGUGUUGUAAAGUAAUGGAAAUCCGAAUUCAACUUUUUUAAAACGUGUUUGGUUGACUGA